Porites evermanni is the source of this 2046-nucleotide messenger RNA. Lineage: Eukaryota; Metazoa; Cnidaria; Anthozoa; Scleractinia; Poritidae. The record is from the annotation of a GenBank genome assembly.
AUGUUGCUUUUUGAAGAGCUGCCGGGAUUCCUCUCCGUUAUACUUAACCUGCACGUGAAUUUUGACUCGGUUUAUGUACAAAAAGAAGCAGUGAACUUCAGUUCACUGAAUCCGCUUGGCGACUGCCCCGGAUCACUCAACGGAGGCAUGAGGGCUCCAAGCAAAUGCCUUGUUGUUGUUCAGGAAUGGUGGGGUAUGAAUGAACAAAUCAAGGAACAAGCGAGGCAUAUAGGCGAACUGGGCAAUUUUGUAACCAUGGUUCCUGAUUUGUACAGAGGAAGGGUUGCCAGAAACUUUACAGAAGCUUUGCAUAUCACUCGUGGCCUGGAUUAUCCAGGUGAGUUUCUACUAACAGCAACUUAAAGUUUCUGUGUAUGGUGUAAAAAACAUUCAAAGUUAUCCUGGACAACCAGCGAUAUAGAAUUUGUUCUUAAUGAUACUUUAGGAGUUUUUAGUUUAGUCAGGAGCCUUCGAGGGUUACGGGCUCCUAGUCAGUAUAAUAGAUAUUUUGAAUGUUUUUUAAAUCUUGAUUAAAGCAGCAUGAUUCUUCUAGCGUUUGCCAGUGUUCUAUCUGCUACCACUACUCUUUGUCUCCAGUUUGUCUAAUUUCUUAUCUGAGUAGGCUGCAUACUUUGUCAACCAGCAAGAGAUUCAGCAGGGUUGGCAGUUUUGUUCGCUGUUAGGUCGUUUCUUGAAUGCUAUUACAUAACUACACUACGAGCAGUCUCUCGAACGCGCGUGGAAAUUGUCACGCGUGUCUCUUCCCCGUGUGUGUUGCUCACUUGUACAUGUAAUUAGCUUUCGAUAGCUUGCAUUGUUGUUUUGUCGGUUUAUGGUAACAACUCAAUGAAACAAAAUCUUUGUUUUAAUUCAUUUCCCCACCAACGGCUGAACAGUUCAGUUUCAUUAGAAACUAAACCUUUCCAACUCAUUCAACUUUUUAUUACUCGUUUACUUCAUGUUGCUCUACUGCUUUGAUUUUUGAGUCGUUAUGUCGAAACUGACAAGUCACGCGAGAUGCUCCUACGUGUGUUACGUCAUAAACCCCGGGCAUAUGGUAGAAUAAGGCGUGUCAAUAUAAAUUUCUAGAUUUCCCUGUUAAAUCACAAAUAUGGGAUCAAAACAGCUCGUAUUUUGGCGAAGGUCAAGAACUCGGGAGCGGUCAAACAAAGUCCUGGAGCGAGGGUGAAAACGAAGUGUAAGACUUUGCGCGAAAAUCUCAUCGGUUGCCUUUAGUAAACAAUUGCUGUUGAGGAAAAAGCGGCUGUCUUGCAUUCUAUGAAACAGCGAUUUAAUGUGCAAGUUGAUUUUGUCUACAACUUUGACGAUGACAAGAGGCCUCUUGAUCGCAGGUUAGCAAAGGUUGUAGCGUACAGCAUAGCUUUAGCCUGCGUAUACAGCUUUCUUUUCGUGCUCCUCAGCGCUACGGACGUUUCACGAGAGAGACGACCAUUUUUUCCCGCGAAUUGCCCUAGCGGCCGAGAAGUGACAAGAGACGGUUGUAUUCGUAGGUUACGACCCCUUUCCUCAGUUUGUAUUACGAACUGUAUACACGUGGUUCAUUUUUGUUUUUUCGCAGGAGCAAUCCAAGAUAUCAAGGCAGCAGCGCAGUUUCUUCUCAAAUCAGGCUGCAAGAAAGUUGGCGUCACAGGUUUCUGCAUGGGAGGUGCCCUGUCUUUGGCAGCGGCUGCCCUUGUUCCAGAAAUCUCGGCUGCCGCCCCGUUUUAUGGCAUCCCCGAUAUAUCGUUAGCUAACGUGUCUACAAUCAAGAUUCCUGUUCAGUGCCACUUUGGUAAAAACGACUCGUCUAACACAGCUAAUCCCGUAGAGUACAUGAAACUUGAGCAGAAAUUGAAAGCAGGAGGGGUGGAUUAUGAAUUUUACGAGUACGAUGCAGGCCACGCUUUCACAAAUCCACAAAGUAGAUAUUAUAACAAGGCGAUAGCCGAGUUGUCUGUGGGAAGAAUGAUCGAAUUCAUGAACAAGCAUUUAGCGGUUGGAGAAGAGGAAAAGCUUUCAGUCGAGAGUGACCAACCAGGAACCUAG